Molecule: messenger RNA, 3797 nt
Organism: Solanum stenotomum
Lineage: Eukaryota; Viridiplantae; Streptophyta; Magnoliopsida; Solanales; Solanaceae
Product: putative late blight resistance protein homolog R1B-17
Exons: 3
Coding region: 1-3774 (1257 amino acids)
Biological process (GO): defense response to other organism
Molecular function (GO): ADP binding
Source: RefSeq, a predicted model, not a curated record
AUGGAAAAAGCAAAAUAUAAUGAAAUAGAAAGAGUGAAAGAGGAAGCAAACAACUCAUUGGUGUCAUUUUCUGUUCUUCGCAAGGACGUUGUUAAUGUUUUGGAUUUCAUGGAGAGGUUAAAGAAUGAAAAAGAUCAAAUAGCUGCUGAUGUGGCCGAUCAAAUUGAAAAUCUGAAAUUUGUGCUUGCAUUUAUUUGUACGUACAUCCAGCUUUCUUAUUUCAAUUUGGAGAAGUUUGAAGAUACAAUGAAUGCUGCAAAAAUAGAGGUUAAAGAUCUGCUUCGAUCAAUUUUGGAUGACGUUCACAACAACAUCGGGUGUAAAUACAACUACAUGAAUCAUACCCUUCCUAGCCUCGCCAAUAAUAUGGAUGAUUGUAUCGGCUCAUGUCAGCGUUCUAAAUCAAGUGCCAUCAUUACUGAGGAGCAGUUGAACUUCCUCCUUCUGAAUCUCCAUCAUCUAUCCAAGUUUCUUGCUGAAAAGAUUUAUCCAUAUGAGAUUCUUCAGAAUGUGUGUGGCAACAUGAGAGAUUUCCAUGGGUUGAUAGUGAAUGGUUACGUUGAGCAAGAAAUUGUUGAAUAUGUCUUACCUCAGUUUCAACCUAUGGCUGAGAGAGUUGGACUCUUCCUUUGGGAUGAAACAAUUAGUGAAGAGUCUCAAGUCUUCAAGCUAGCUCAUCUAUUCUUGAAGAUUUUUCCAAUCGAACUGGAGGUGAUGCACAUAUGUUUUACAAAUUUGGAAACAUCAACUUCAGCAGAAGUUGAACGCUUCAUUAAGAAGCUCCUGGAAACCUCUCCGGACAUGCUUAGGGAAUAUCUGAUUCAUCUACAAGAGCACUUGGUAAAUGUUACUACCACCAGUAUUUCAGGGGCUCGAAACAUUCAUAUCAUGAUAGAGUUCCUAUUAAUUAUUCUAUCUGAUAUGCCCAAGGACUUGAUUCAUCAUGACAAAUUAUUUGAUCUGUUGGCUCGUGUUGGAGCACUUACCAGGGAGGUAUCAACUCUUGUUUGGGACUUAAAAGAGAAAUCAAGGAAUGAAGAGAGUGUCAAUGAAACAAAUCGUGCAACUCUAGACUUGUUGGAAAAUAUUGAACCCGUCAAGGAAGAACUCAAACAUGUUUAUCUAAAAGCCCUGGACUCAUUUCAACGUUGCUUCCCCAUGAGUGAUGGACCGCUCUUCAUGCAUCUGCUACAUAGACACUUAAAUGAUUUGCUAAAUUCCAAUGCUCAUUCAAUUGCUUUGAUAAAGGAAGAAAUAGGGCUGGUGAAACAAGACCUAGAAUUCAUAAGAUCAUUUUUCGUGAAUGAUGAGCAAGAAUUGUAUAACGAUCUAUGGGCACGUGUUUUAGAUGUGGCAUAUGAGGCAAAAGAUGUCAUUGAUUCAAUUAUUGUUCGAGACAAUGGUCUCUUACAUCUUAUUUUCUCACUUCCCAUUACAAUAAAAAAGAUCAAGCUUAUCAAAGAAGACAUCUCCAAUUUACUUGAGAAGAUUCCCAAGAAUAGGAGCCUCAUUGUUGUAAACUCUCCCAAGAAGUCAGUUGAAAGCAAGUCAUGGACAACUGGUAAAAUAAUUGUAGGUUUUGAGGAGGAGACAAACUGGAUAAUUAGGAAGCUCACCAGUGGACUGGCAGAUCUAGAUGUCAUUUCGAUCACUGGAAUGCCGGGUUCGGGUAAAACUACUUUAGCAUACAAAGUAUACAAUGCUAAAUCAGUUUCUAGUCAUUUCAACCUUCGUGCAUGGUGCACAGUCGGCCAAGAAUAUGACGAGAAGAAGUUGUUGCAUAAAAUUUUUAAUCAAGUUAGUGACUUGGAUUCAAAAUUGAGUGAGAAUAUUGAUGUUGCUGAUAUGCUACGGAAACAACUAUUUGGAAAGAGGUACCUAAUUGUGAUAGAUGACGUGUGGGAUACUACUACAUGGGAUGAUUUAACAAGACCUUUUCCUACAGUUGAGAAAGGAAGUAGAAUCAUUUUAACAACUCGAGACCUGGAAGUGGCUUUGCAUGGGAAGCGCACCACUGAUCCUCUUAACCUUCGAUUGCUAAGACCAGAGGAAAGUUGGGAAUUAUUUGAGAAAAGAGCAUUUGGAAAGGAGAGUUGCCCUGAUGAACUAUUGAAUGUUGGAAAAGAAUUAGCCCAAAAUUGUAAAGGGCUUCCGUUGGUGGCUGAUAUGAUUGCUGGAGUUGUAGCAAGGAAGGAAAAGAAAAAAACUGUGUGGCUUGAAGUUCGAAAUAAUUUGAGUUCCUUUAUUUUGAACAGUGAAGUGGAAGUGAUGAAGGUUAUAGAAUUAAGUUAUGACCAUUUACCAAAUCACCUGAAGCCAUGCUUUCUUUACCUUGCAAGGUUUCCAAAGGACAGUCCAAUGCUAAUCCUUGCGUUGAAAGAUUUUUGGCGUGCUGAAGGACUUGUGGAACAGACAGAGAUGAAGAGUGUGGAAGAAGUGAUGGAUGUUUAUUUGAACAACUUAAUUUCCAGUAGCUUGGUAUUUCUUUUCAAUGAGAUAGGUGAUCACCCGACUUGCCGACUUCAUGAUCUUGUGCAUGACUUUUGUUUGAUGAAAGCAAAAAAGGAAAAGUUGUUUGAUCGGAUAAGUUCAAGUGCUCCACCUUCUUCUUCAGAUUUAAUGCUGCGUAUAGUGACCAUUGAUUGUAACAGCGAGUUCUUUCUUCUUAACAAUUUUGUCCUGUUCGGUUCAAAUAAGAUAAGGCAUUCUAGUAAACACCUGUAUUCUUUGAGGAUAGUUGGAGACAAGCUGGACGACCGUCUUUCUGAUAUUUGUCACCUGAGACACUUGAGGCUUCUUAGAGUGUUGUACCUGGAUCCCUCUUUUAUCAAGGUGAAAGAUUCUUUGCUGAAUGAAAUAUGCAUGUUGAAUCAUUUGAGGUUCUUAUGCAUUGGGAUAGAAGUUAAAUCUCUGCCUACGUCUUUAUCAAACCUCUGGAAUCUAGAAACGCUCUUGGUGUCUAACAUAGGAUCAACCUUGGUACUAUUACCGAGAAUUUGGGAUCUUGUGAAGUUGCGAGUGCUGUUCAUGAGUGCAUGUUCUUUCUUUGAUUUGAAUUCAGAUGAACCAAUACUGAUAGCGGAGGACACAAAGUUGGAGAACUUGAGACAGUUGGAGAAUCUCGAGCUUUCCUAUUCGAAAGACGCAGAAGAUAUUUUCAAAAGGUUUCCCAAUCUUCAAGGGCUUGCAUUUCGUCUCAAGGAAUCAUGGGAUUAUUCAACUGAAGGAUAUUGGUUCCCGAAAUUGGAUUUCCUAACUGAACUAGAAGACCUCAGAAUAGUUUUUGAAAGUUCAAACACAAAUGACAGUGGGCCCUCUGUAGCAACAAAUCGGCCAUGGGAUUUUCACUUCCCUGUGAGUUUGAAAAGUUUGUGGUUGGGUGUGUUUCCUCUGUCAUCCAAUUCGCUAUCAAUAAUAGCGAGACUGCCCAACCUUGAAAAUUUGACCCUUAAGAACACAAUCAUCCAGGGGGAAGAAUGGAACAUGGGAGAGGAAGACACCUUUGAGAAUCUCAAAUUUUUGGAGUUGGAUGAAGUGGCUCUUGCUAAGUGGGAGGUUGGAGAGGAAUCCUUUCCCGUACUUGAGAAAUUAGUACUGUGGAGAUGUCGGAAGCUUGAGGAGAUUCCACCUAGUUUUGGAGACAUUUAUUCAUUAAAAAUUAUCAAAGUUGAUUAUAACCGUCAACUUAAAGAUUCCGCUAUGAUGAUUAAGCAAUAUGUUGAAGAUAUGACGGGAGAAGACAAGCUUCAGGUCCAUUGCCUGCUCAAGUCUUGAGCGCUCUUACCUUGGGAAAAUAU